Messenger RNA from Blastocystis hominis, 1447 nucleotides. RefSeq lists its product as hypothetical. The coding region runs from base 11 to 1447 and encodes 478 amino acids. Gene Ontology annotation, molecular function: GTPase activator activity. The transcript has 4 exons. The record is from RefSeq and is a predicted model, not a curated record. Lineage: Eukaryota; Bigyra; Opalinata; Blastocystidae.
AUUUGGAAGUAUGUCUGCCCUCGAAAAGCGUUUGAAGGAGUUCCAGAAGAAGGCUGGAAACCGCAACUGUUUUGUUUGUAACCAGAAGGGUCCUCAGUAUUUUGUGAUGGAUUUCCUCACUCUGGUGUGCACUGGAUGCAGUGGAGUCCACCGUUCUUUCAGCCACACCAUUAAGCACCUGACCCUCGCUACUUGGACCAAGGAGGAGGUUGACCUGGUAGUUACCGGAGGAAACAAGAAAGCUGCUAAGAAGUACCUGAAGAGCUGGGAUGAGAAUAAGAACCCUCGUCCUCAGCCUAGUGAUAAGGAAGGUGUGAAGCAGUUCAUUCAGGACUGUUUCGUCGACCAGAUCUGGGCUGGAAAGGGUGGAAAGUCCAAGAAGAGCGACUAUGACGAUGACUACGAGGACGACUAUGUUCCUAAGAAGGGAAAGAAGUCCAGCAAAUACGACGAUGACGACGACGACGACUUCGCCCCUCGCAAGCCUGCUAAGAAGGGUGGCCGCUUCGAAGACGACGACGACGACUUUGCUCCUCGCAAGCCUGCUAAGAAGCCGAGCCGCUUUGAGGACGACGACGACGACUUUGCUCCUCGUAAGCCCGCUAAGAAGCCGAGCCGCUUUGAGGACGAUGAUGAUGACUUCGCUCCUCGCAAGCCUGCUAAGAAGGCGAGCCGCUUUGAGGAUGACGAUGAUGAUUUCGCGCCUCGCAAGCCCGCUAAGAACAUGAAGAAGCCCGCGAUGGAUCUGUCCGGCUCGGAGGAUGAGGACUUCGCUCCUCGCAAGCCUGCCAAGAAGCCUCCAAUGAAGCCUGGCCGCCGUGGACUGGAAGUGUCCGAGGAGGAGGACGAUUUCGCGCCUCGCAAGCCCGCUAAGAAGGCUCCAAUGAAGCCUGGAAAGAAGCCUAUGAUGGAUCUCUCCGGCUCGGAAGAUGAGGACGACUUCGCGCCUCGUAAGCCUGCCAAGAAGGCUCCUGCCAAGCCUGCCAAGAAGGCGAGCCGCUUCGAUGAUGAGGACGAGGAGGAGGAGGACUUCGCUCCUCGCAAGCCCGCCAAGAAGGGUCUCGUGAAGCCUGGCAAACCUGCCCGCAAGCCUGUGGAGUUGACCGAGGAAGAGGAGGAGGAGGAGGACUUCGCGCCUCGCAAGCCCGCCAAGAAGGCGCCCGCCAAGCCUGCGAAGAAAGCUCCCGCCGCGCCCGUUGAGCAGUACGAUGAGAGCUAUGGAUAUGAUCAGGGAUACGAUCAGGGCUAUGGAUAUGAUCAGGGCUACGGAUAUGACCAGAGUGGAUAUGACCAAGGAUAUGGAUAUGAUCAGGGAUAUGGCUAUGAUCAAGGCUAUGGAUACGAUCAGAGUGGAUAUGAUCAGGGCUAUGGAUAUGAUCAGGGUGGUUAUGAUCAGGGCUAUGAUCAGGGCUACGGAUACGAUCAGAGCUAUGGCUAUGGAUAUUAA